AAGAAACUCAAAUUUCAAUACCAAAUUCUUCAAAUUCUGCGAACCAAUUUCCCCGAAUGGCUCGCACCAAGCAAACCGCCAGGAAAUCCACCGGAGGCAAGGCCCCAAGGAAGCAACUAGCCACCAAAGCCGCCCGGAAGUCCGCUCCAGCCACCGGUGGAGUGAAGAAGCCCCACCGCUUCCGCCCUGGAACCGUCGCGCUUCGUGAGAUUCGUAAGUACCAAAAGAGCACAGAGCUCUUAAUCCGCAAACUUCCAUUUCAACGAUUGGUUCGUGAGAUCGCACAAGAUUUCAAGACCGAUCUGAGAUUCCAAAGCAGCGCGGUAUCGGCUCUGCAGGAGGCGGCAGAGGCCUAUUUAGUUGGUCUGUUCGAAGACACGAAUCUGUGUGCGAUUCAUGCGAAGAGAGUCACAAUCAUGCCAAAGGACAUUCAAUUGGCCAGGAGGAUUAGAGGCGAGAGGGCUUGAAAUUGUCGAUUAACUUACUCUGGUGAUUCUUCUCUGAUGUUCUUGAGGUUGAUUUUGUGGUUAGGGUUCGUAGAAUGUAUAUGGAAAUCUUGAAUCUGUUUCGUGACUGAAUCACCAUUAUCUCUUCAAAUCUGAUUCUGAUAACGUUUAUUAUGAUUAAUCCGUCUCUUUGAUGCUCAUAACAAAUCGUGCCUUUCACAUUCAUAUGAAUUUGCUACUAUGAUUGGUAUAAUAAUUGUUUGAACA
Messenger RNA from Cucurbita pepo subsp. pepo (vegetable marrow), 713 nucleotides. Its product is annotated as histone H3.2. The record is from RefSeq and is a predicted model, not a curated record. Gene Ontology annotation, cellular component: nucleosome. NCBI's taxonomy places the organism in Eukaryota, Viridiplantae, Streptophyta, Magnoliopsida, Cucurbitales, Cucurbitaceae. Gene Ontology annotation, molecular function: DNA binding; structural constituent of chromatin; protein heterodimerization activity.